CCAACACAAAAACUCUAAACAAAGCACUUUGGCGUAAUAUACGGCUUAUAAGAGGGAAACACUCUUGGUAAUUCAGCUGUUGAGCCUCUUCCGAUUGAGCUUGGUGACAGUGACUUGCAAUGAGUCUAUCCUGAGUCUGAGUUUCAAGUAACUCAGUCAAUUAACGAUUGAGUUACUAAGAAGUUUAUUACUCAUACGGCCUACAACCAAUCUUAUCUUUCAACACUGACGAAAAGUCAUCAAUCAUGGAAACCCAGUAUAAUUUAUCACUACUGAAGCUUAACAUUCCUGUCAAUCAAACAAAUGGAACAGAUUGUGUAGACGGGGUGCAAUGGGUUUAUGCUGUGAUGGGAGAAUGCUGUAUUACUGCGAGAGAACAAGCUUCUGCUUAUCUUGGAGUUGCCUCUCUUGUAUUGUGGGGUUUGGUUGGUUUUCCUCAGAUGUGUAAAAACUUCUGCCACAUAGAUGGAAUGGCGGGACUGAGUUUCCUCUUGAUACUCCAGUGGGCUGGUGGUGACCUGGCCAAUUUGACUGGGUGUCUUUUAACGAGGCAGAACAAUUUUCAAAUUAUCCUUGCUGGGUAUUUUGUGGGCAUGGAUGUAUUAUUGUUGCUUCAGUUUCUUUACUACUUUUGUAUUCAUAAAAAGAGAAGAGCAGAUCUUUCAGAAGAUAGAAAAGAUCUGAUAGGUCGUCAAAAAUCACCGAAACCAGUUUUAUGCCUGAUGGGUGUGUUUGCUAUUUCUUCCUUCAUUGGGAAACAGUACAUGUGGUCUAUUUUUGCAAAUACUGCUGAAAAUAGUAUACAUCCAAGCCAUGUCUCCCGUUCACUGUUGUCUGUUUAUGAAGUUGAUGAUGUUAAAGAUCCAUUAUACUGGAAUAACCCAAGAAAUGUUAUAGGAUACUUGAUGGGGGUAGUGUCUGCUGUGUUUUAUUUGGGUUCUCGCGUUUCCCAAAUAUAUAAAAACGUGAAAGCCCGAUCAACGGAAGGUCUAGCUUUUUUAACAUUCACUCUGGCUGUUUUUGGUAAUCUUACCUACGGAGGUCAAAUCGUAAUCCUGGAUUUCAGCCAGGAUUACAUCAUAGAGAAGUUGCCAUGGUUGCUGGGAAGCUUUGGAGUUGUCUUCCUUGAUUGCACUAUAUUAAUCCAGUUUGUUUACUACAGGAAAAAUAACCAAAUAAGAACAGCAGAGGAAGAAGCUCUCCUAACUGGAGAAUAUAUUAUCAAUGCCGAUGACGAGAAUUCUCAAGAUGAACAAACUGAAAAUCAACAUGAUAUUAAUUAACAAUAUUUGUAACAUUUAAAAAUAUUUUUUUUUAAAUAUUGAAAAAUCUCAGAAUUCCAAUGGAACAGAACAAUAUUACUUUAAUUUUACAUCCUCUUUUACAUUUCUUUUAAAGGUUGACAGUUGUUUUUUUUGUGCCUAUAUUUUAAUCUUUAUCAAAAUAUUUUCCUACAAUAUUGGCUGUGUAAACAAGCUCUUCUUUAACUCUCCAUGAAGAGAAUUUUAUUUUAUUUUAAACUUUAAAAAAAAGGUUUCUUAAUUACUUUAUUUCACUUGUGACUUUUAAUUUGUUGUUUUACAAAUACCAUUUUUAUCUUUCUUUUUGGUUUGUGAAGAGAUAUUAUUUUAACCUUCAAUGAGCCAAUAUAUCACAGUUGUUUCCAUUGCCCCGGGUAUUGUAUAUAUUCUAUGAUGGAAUUGAUUCCGUUAUCAUACCUGAAUUAUUUUAAGCUGACCCAAAAGUCUCAAGUUUGAAUCCCGGUUCAAGUCAGUAGAACGUCCUUGAGGCCACCCAGCUCUAAUCGGUACCUAACUCACGAUAGGUAAAGUAAAUGUGGCUGGGCAUAGUGCUGACCACGUGAUCCCUUCAUAUGCUGAGGUCACUAAAACUCUACUCCAGUUCCCCUAUGGACCAUCAGGUUCCAAAAGGGAACUUUACUUUUAAGCCUAACUCAUUUAAAUUCUUGAAGCAGCAGAGAUAUUUAUGUCGUUGAGUGUGUUAAGUUUAUCACAAAGAAACAAAAAAUAGUAUAUUAAAUUUGGUCACACUAAUAUGUUUAAAUAGUUUUCUAUUAAUAAUGAUGUCAAAUAAAUUACAAGUUUAUUGUAUAAACCAUCAACGGUAUGUAGAAAUGUAUUUUUCUAUCAUAUUCCUGGUCGAUAUACUUGUACUGUUGUUUUUAUAUUAUUUGUUUUAUCUCCACAUAUUGGUUAUUUUAAAAAAAAAAAUUUUCUUAAAGGCUAAAAGGAUUCAUUAGUAGGGACUUUAUCUGCUACUUAUCUAUUGCUAUUGUUACUUGGUGCUUUCAAUUCUCUUUUUAACAAGUUUUAGUAUGGCCAGUUUUUAACUUAUGUUGAAUUAAAUUGUUGUAGUGGUUGCUGCUAUAAAGUUUAAACUUUUUUAAAUGAUUUUUCAAUAGACUUAGCAGGUUGAUUUUGCAGAUUUUGCUGCAUUUUAAUAGGACUCAUUGACAAAGGAUAUAAAUAUCUUUUAAACAUAUCUUUUUUUGUUUAUUCAUGCACAGAUUGAUUGCUUUUUGAAAAUUUUAAACAGUAAACUCACAUUGAUGAAGAUUAAACACAGAAUCCUACAUUUGAUAUUGACGAUAAACAAAAAUUAAGUUUUUUAAAUAAUUCUUAUUACUGUGAUAUGGUUCAGUUUAUGACCAUUGUAAAAAUAUAAACAUAAAUUUCUCUUAACUGUUUCCCUGCUGAUGAAUUAUCCUGUACAGUGUUGUAUGCAAAUGCAUGUUAUUAACUAGUCACAAUUUUAAAGGAUUUGUAUUUUUAAUGUUCCAUAUAUAGUGUUUUUGUAAUACUUUCAGAACAGACAAUUG
Physella acuta is the source of this 2839-nucleotide messenger RNA. RefSeq names its product lysosomal amino acid transporter 1 homolog. The record is from RefSeq and is a predicted model, not a curated record. NCBI's taxonomy places the organism in Eukaryota, Metazoa, Mollusca, Gastropoda, Physidae. Gene Ontology annotation, molecular function: basic amino acid transmembrane transporter activity. Gene Ontology annotation, cellular component: membrane.